AAGGAAGAUCUCGUCACUUCCUGAACUUGGUGGUGGCGCGCGGGUGGAGGUGGCGGCGUUGGCGGCGGCAGCUGGGACGGGGGCUCCGGGAAGUGGCGACGCAGGCAUGGACUCCCGGCUGGACCAGGAGACGGCCCAGUGGCUGAGAUGGGACAAGAAUCCUUUAACUUUGGCAUCAGUGAAACAACUCAUUGCAGCAGGUAAUACAGAAGAACUACAAAAAUGUUUUAGCGCUCGAAUGGAAUUUGGGACAGCUGGCCUCAGAGCUGCUAUGGGAGCAGGAAUUUCUCAUAUGAAUGACUUGACCAUCAUUCAGACGACACAGGGAUUUUGCAGGUACCUAGAAAAACAAUUCAGUGACCUGAAGCAAAGAGGUGUUGUGAUCAGCUUUGAUGCUCGAGCCCAUCCAGCAAGUGGAGGCAGCAGCAGAAGAUUUGCCCGACUUGCUGCAACCACGUUUAUCAGCCAGGGGAUUCCGGUGUACUUGUUUUCUGAUAUAACCCCAACCCCUUUUGUGCCCUACACAGUAUCACAUUUGAAACUUUGUGCUGGAAUCAUGAUAACUGCCUCUCACAAUCCAAAGCAGGAUAAUGGUUAUAAGGUCUAUUGGGAUAAUGGGGCUCAGAUCAUCUCUCCUCAUGAUAAAGGGAUUUCACAGGCUAUUGAAGAAAAUCUAGAACCGUGGCCUCAAGCCUGGGACGAUUCUGUACUCAAUGGCAGUCUGCUCCUACAUGACCCAAGCGCUUCCAUCAAUAAAGACUAUUUUGAAGACCUUAAAAAAUACUGUUUUCACAGGGCUGUGAACAAGGAGACCAAGGUGAAGUUUGUGCAUACCUCUGUCCAUGGUGUGGGUCACAGCUUCGUGCAGUCGGCUUUCAAGGCAUUCGACUUUGUUCCUCCCGAGGCUGUUCCCGAACAGAAGGACCCUGAUCCUGAGUUCCCCACAGUGAAAUACCCAAAUCCCGAAGAGGGUAAAGGUGUCUUGACUUUGUCUUUUGCUUUGGCUGACAAAAUCAAGGCCAAAAUCAUUUUAGCAAAUGACCCAGAUGCUGAUAGACUUGCUGUGGCAGAAAAGCAAGACAGUGGCAAAUGGAAAGUGUUUUCAGGCAAUGAGUUGGGGGCCCUCCUGGGCUGGUGGCUCUUUACUUCUUGGAAAGAAAAGAACCAAGAUCACAGCGCCCUCCAAAACUUAUACAUGUUGUCCAGCACCGUCUCUUCCAAAAUCCUGCGAGCCAUCGCCUUGAAGGAGGGCUUUCACUUCGAGGAAACAUUAACUGGCUUUAAGUGGAUGGGAAAUCGAGCCAAACAGCUGAUAGACCAGGGGAAAAAUGUCCUAUUUGCAUUUGAAGAAGCUAUUGGAUAUAUGUGCUGCCCUUUCGUGCUGGACAAAGAUGGAGUCAGCGCUGCCGUCAUAACUGCAGAGUUGGCCAGCUUUCUAGCAACCAAGAAUUUGUCUUUGUCUCAGCAGCUAAAAGCCAUCUAUGUUGAGUAUGGCUACCAUAUCACCAGAGCUUCGUAUUUUAUCUGCCAUGAUCAAGAAACUAUUAAACAAUUAUUUGAAAACCUUAGAAACUAUGAUGGGAAGAGUAAUUAUCCAAAAACUUGUGGCAGAUUUGAGAUUUCUCACAUUAGGGACCUUACAACUGGCUAUGAUGAUAACGAACCUGAUAAAAAAGCUAUUCUCCCGACUAGUAAAAGCAGCCAAAUGAUCACCUUUAGCUUUGCUAAUGGAGGCGUGGCCACCAUGCGGACCAGUGGGACAGAGCCCAAAAUCAAGUACUAUUUGGAACUGUGUGCCCCACCUGGAAAUAGUGAUCCCGAGCAGCUGAAGAAAGAACUAGAUGAACUAGUUAGUGCUAUUGAAGAGCAUUUUUUCCAGCCACAAAAGUAUAACCUCCAGCCAAAAGGAGAGUAAACCAUCCCAGCCUCGGGCAUAAUUACAUUUACCUACAACUAAGCUGAUUCCUAGAAUGUCGACGUUCACUCUUGCCAUCUCCUGUUUGACCACUUCCAAUUUGCCUUGAUUCAUGGACCUGACAUUCCAGGUUCCUAUGCAAUAUUGCUGUUUACAGCAUCGGACCUUG
Bubalus bubalis (water buffalo) is the source of this 2084-nucleotide messenger RNA. RefSeq names its product phosphoglucomutase 2 (gene PGM2). The coding region runs from base 107 to 1915 and encodes 602 amino acids. Gene Ontology annotation, biological process: carbohydrate metabolic process; purine ribonucleoside salvage. Lineage: Eukaryota; Metazoa; Chordata; Mammalia; Artiodactyla; Bovidae. The transcript is spliced from 14 exons. The record is from RefSeq and is a predicted model, not a curated record. Gene Ontology annotation, molecular function: phosphopentomutase activity; magnesium ion binding.